Messenger RNA from Lathyrus sativus (Indian pea), 240 nucleotides. The record is from the annotation of a GenBank genome assembly. NCBI's taxonomy places the organism in Eukaryota, Viridiplantae, Streptophyta, Magnoliopsida, Fabales, Fabaceae.
AUGGCUUCAGCAACUCCCCAAAGAGGAAGUGCGGCGGCUACAGCCAGCAUGAGGAGAAGGAAGACACCCGGUGGUGGAGCUUCUGGAGGAGCUGCCGGGACUAUGCUUCAAUUUUACACUGAUGAUGCACCUGGACUCAAGAUCUCCCCAAAUGUGGUUCUUGUUAUGAGCAUUGGGUUUAUAGCAUUUGUUGCUAUCCUUCAUGUGGUUGGCAAGUUGUAUUUGCGUAAGGAGGCUUAG